This is a messenger RNA of Scleropages formosus (Asian bonytongue), 2539 nucleotides long. It is a transcript of the gene arxa, whose product is annotated as aristaless related homeobox a. The transcript has 5 exons. Lineage: Eukaryota; Metazoa; Chordata; Actinopteri; Osteoglossiformes; Osteoglossidae. Gene Ontology annotation, molecular function: RNA polymerase II transcription regulatory region sequence-specific DNA binding; DNA-binding transcription factor activity, RNA polymerase II-specific. The coding region runs from base 1 to 1530 and encodes 509 amino acids. The record is from RefSeq and is a predicted model, not a curated record. Gene Ontology annotation, biological process: regulation of transcription by RNA polymerase II.
AUGGCCCACGCACGUCAAUGCCACGGAAUCAGGCGCAGCCGCCGCGGCUCAGAGCACAUGUCAUUAGUGUCCGGGUGCGCGACGGAAGGAAGGGGGGUCCGAUCCUCGGCACACACGCGCACGCUCAUACACUCCUUCACACACAGAGUCCGGCGUCCGCGAAAAGAGAUCGAAAUGAGUGGUCCGCACGAGGAGGACGGCGCCGACAAGGCCGAGUGCAAAAGUAAAUCUCCCACUUUGCUCUCGUCUUACUGCAUCGACAGCAUCCUGGGCCGCAGGAGUCCGUGCAGAAUGAAACUGAUAGGAGCGCAGAGUUUGACAGCGGCGGCCGGCAGAGCGGAGAGCGAGCGGGGGAGCGGAGAAAACUUACCGUUCGACGCCGACAUUCACCUGCCGCCGAAGCUGCGCAGACUCUACGGCCAGGGAAAGUACUUGGACCCGGUACGAGUGUUUCAAGAGCAUGGCGAGAAGAGCGAACGGGAGCGGGAGCGGGAGCGGGAACGGCUGCUCGAGCAGAGCUGCGAGAACCUCAAGAUCGUCCAGGCGCCGCAGGUCAGUAUCAGCCGCAGCAAGUCGUACAGGGAGAACGCGACGCUGAACCAGAGCGCGGGGGGGGGCGGGAGCCCCGAGCGCGCGAGCGACGAGCUCGUGGAGCUGGGCGCGCUCAAGUUCGACGAGGACGCGGUGAAGGAGGAGCCCUGCCUGGAGUCGGACCUGUCGCCCAAGGAGGCGGAGGGCCUGCACAACGAUGGGGAUGUAAAGGACGGCGAAGACAGCGUGUGUCUGUCGGCGGGCAGCGACUCGGAGGAGGGGAUGCUCAAGAGGAAGCAGCGCAGGUACAGGACCACCUUCACCAGCUACCAGCUGGAGGAGCUGGAGAGGGCCUUCCAGAAGACGCACUACCCCGACGUGUUCACCAGAGAGGAGCUGGCGAUGCGCUUGGACCUGACGGAAGCCCGGGUGCAAGUGUGGUUCCAGAAUCGCCGGGCUAAGUGGAGGAAGCGGGAGAAGGCAGGAGUUCAGAGCCACCCCCCAGGCCUGCCCUUCUCUGGCCCACUGACGGGAGCCCACCCCUUGAGCCACUACCUGGAGGGUGGCCCAUUCCCUCCCCACCACCACCCCGCUCUGGAGUCCGCGUGGACCGCUGCCGCUGCUGCGGCCGCCGCCUUCCCUGGACUACCCCCACCCCCGGCUAACUCUGCCCCUCCUCUGGGCCUUAGUACCUUUCUUGGGGCAGCCAUGUUCAGACACCCUGCCUUCAUCAGUCCUUCCUUUGGCAGGCUCUUCUCCAUGGGUCCCCUGACCAGCGCAUCCACGGCGGCUGCCCUCUUGCGGACUCCGGCCCCGCCGACGGAGACGCCCGUUCAGCCGCCGGUCCUGGCCGACCCCUCGCCCUCGGCUUCAUCCGCGGCGGCGGACCGCCGGGCCUCCAGCAUCGCUGCGCUGCGGCUCAAGGCCAAGGAGCACUCAGCCCAGCUGACGCAGCUCAACAUCCUGCCUUCCGGAGCGACGGGGAAGGAGGUGUGCUGAGUCUUGUGCCCGAGUCCCCGCUCACCACCCACAAUAAGGAGCACGACCAAAUUUACGAUGGAUGGACGUUUGGAGAACACUGCUGAUCUGCCCCCUGCCACCUUGCGCUUUACCCCAGUAAACAUUUGACUCUUCUGCUGUAUCCCAAGCACCGAUGCCACUAUGAGUCCGUAUGGGUUUUGCACACAACGUGAAAACCAUCACCGCUGACCUAUGACCUGUGACUCUGGGAGUCGAUCCUUCGGCUAGAGAUUCAGGCCUUUCUCCACGCUUCCUCCCCACCAUCCCUGACUGCUGGGCAACCCUGCUUUCCACGUGGCAGUUGUGGCUCCUCAUUCUAAUCUCUGUCCUGCCUGUGUGCGUCAAAGCAGCUCCUAGACUGGUGUCCAGCAGCCAAGGUCCCUUUCACCGCAUGCUUCCACUUCCUGUGAUGAAAGGACCACUGGGCUGGGAUGGAGCGUGUAUGGGGAUGGGGAUGGGGAUGGGGAUGGGGAUGGGGGGUGGUGGUACCGAUGGGAAAGAACGACUGCUGAGAGGUCCCACAAUGACGCCCCACCAAAAUGUGACGAGGAAUUCAUGCAGAACACAAAAAAUAAUAAUAAUUCAGACAAAGAAAGAAGAAAAUCGUUCAACAAAAUUAGAGCCUUGUAUAUCUAAAAUUGUUUUAAGAAGUUGCACUUGAUGUAGUAUUGUCUGGAUGUCAUCCUGUAGCAUUUCCUGUGUUCAUAAAAUAUUAGCUUCUUAGAGCAUUAUUUAUGUCCACAUCUAUUUAACUUCUGAGCCAAAAGAGGAUUUUCUUUCCUAAAUGUAAAUAUUUGUACUUUUCCUGCUCUCUCAGAGGAGGCAGAAAAGGAGGCCCUCAAUAAAACCAUAAAGACAAACGAGACGCUGGAACCGCCGUCCUCGUAGUUCAGUGAAAGAGGCGAGAAACGCGUUUCAAUAGACAACUUUAAGGAGGGAAACACGUGGAGCGCUUCGAAGAACGAUUGUUGCCCAAAAGAAAGAAAAC